AUGGCAGAUCAGACCACUAUGCUCAGCGAAAGUCUCGAGAACUUUUGGAUUAUGGGACUGACAAAGGAGUUCGAAGAAGCCGUCGCGGCCAUGACAGAAAUAAACCUUGAACCACACGACCAGAUGACUAGCUUACCACAAAUGACACGACUACUGUACAGCCUACUCUCAGCAUACGACCUCCAAAAGUGUCGCAAUAGUCGAGUUUUAGAUAAGGCACUCGAGUUAGGCGACAUGCUCUAUACCUUCUUCGAUACUUCAAGCCGCCUACCUAUCACAUCCUGGAAUGCAACAAAAGUCGCCGACGGCGAGGAACAAGAAUCAUCUGGAAGCGUCACACUGGCAGAACUCACAACAUAUAACCUAGCAUUCAUCAGGUUGUCACAGCUCACAGGCGACAUGCGAUUCUACGAUGCCGCAACGCGUGUCACCAAUAUCCUCGAAUCGCAGCAAAGCAGCACCAAAAUCCCCGGUCUCUGGCCCGCCGAAAUAAACUUGCACACCCUCGACCUGACUUCCGCCGACACAUUCAAUGUAGAUGCUUCAUCGGGUCCUGCAUACGCACAACACACUCUGAUGACCCGUCUCCUCGCCACCGCGCCCAAGACAUCACCCUACACCACCAUGUCCGCAAACGCCCUCGACGCAAUCAUCCAACACAUCCUCUUCCGCCCUGUAACCCCCACGAACGAAUCCGUUAUGAUGGCCAGCCCUGCAUACACCUCCCAAAGAUACCACAUAACCCUCACCCACAACCUCGACAUUUCAUCCUGCACUCUCGGCAGCACGCUCGCCUUAUCAGCAGCACUCACCCAUAACGACACCCAUCUCACCUACGCCCGUCUUCUAACCGAAGGCUGCAUAUGGACAACCCUGCAUUCACCCCCUUCCUUCAACGGCAACAUGAUGCCGAAGAACUUCUCGAUGCUAGCCUGUUCAUCGUCGAAACUGAGCAACAGCGACGAAGACUGCUCGUUUGACCCCAGCGUGUGGCCCGAACAAGAGUAUCCCGGGUUCGAGAAGAUAUGGGACAAAAAGGGGCCGAGCGUUAGACCGGAAGUAGUGAUGAGUCUAUUUGCUCUGUACCGGGUUACGGGAGAGGAGAGGUGGAGAGAGGUUGGGUGGCAGAUGUGGGAGGGUGUGGAGCGAGUUAUGGAAGAGAAGGUUGAGCAAGCGCUGAAUGGCGACUUUGAAAGAGAUGAUGAAGACUUUAGGAUGACGAUGCAGACGCUCAAGUAUUUUUACUUGCUGUUCAGCAGGUCCGACAUGUUGAGCUUGGACGAGUGGGUAUUUGGAAGCGAUGGGGGCAUUCUAUGGACAGGCAAUGUAUAA
Molecule: messenger RNA, 1332 nt
Organism: Bipolaris oryzae ATCC 44560
Lineage: Eukaryota; Fungi; Ascomycota; Dothideomycetes; Pleosporales; Pleosporaceae
Product: glycoside hydrolase family 47 protein
Exons: 1
Coding region: 1-1332 (443 amino acids)
Biological process (GO): N-glycan processing; carbohydrate metabolic process
Cellular component (GO): endoplasmic reticulum; Golgi membrane
Molecular function (GO): mannosyl-oligosaccharide 1,2-alpha-mannosidase activity; calcium ion binding
Source: RefSeq, a predicted model, not a curated record